UAUCAUCUGCCGUCUUAGCUCAGCUGGUAGAGCGCAUGGCUUUUAACCAUGUGGUCGUGGGUUCGAUUCCCACAGACGGCGCUUCCCGAUGUCUGUAUUUAGUUAUAUUUUAUUUUUUGGGUCUUCUUUUGGACCUUGGUUUUUUUUUUUUUUCUGUCUUCAUGGACUUCACGUCUCCACCACCAACAGUUUGCCAUUAAAUAGAAAUGCAACUUGUGCAAAAGAGAGAUCAUGGGAUGGCCAUGCAAUACACUAAUAACAGUAAUGAUAAUACCAACUGUACAAUCACAGAUUCACAAAAGAUUCUUCCACCGCCAUCUUCUCUCAUGCAUUUCAAUUUUCCAAAAUUUUCAUCUGCUCUCUGUUUCUCUCCGUCUCUAUCUUCUGAUAUCUCAACCCUACCUACCCUUAAUGGCACCCACGACAACACCUCACCCUCUCCUUGUUUUAGGCACUUCUUGCCUCAAUAACUUCCACCACUGCUGCUGCCCUCAGAUUCUUGUUUCCAAACUGUUGGCUUGUGAUCUUUCUUUGUGCAAAUAAUGAAAUUCGAAGACUUUCUGAUGCAAAGAAGCGAGGAGAAACAGAAAAGAUUUGAUCUUGAGGAAGAGGUUAUGAAAUUACAAUCAGAGUUAGAUGGACAACAAACACUAAACAGGUUUCUGCAUUGUGCUCUUCAUGGACCUCUGCUGUCACAUCCAUGCCUUUUAUCAUUGCUUCCACCUCAGGUUCAGGUGCUAUUUUCAGAGUUGGCAAUGGUGGAAGAAGAGAUUAGUAGGCUGGAAAGAAAAGUUGAAGAGCUGAAAUUGAGGUUGUACCAAGAGAGGGAACAUACCAAAGAAUGGGAAGUGCAGAGGAGGCAAGGGCAACAGAAUCACUUGCUGUGCAGAGUGGGAAAUCAGUCAGUGCUCAAUGAAGAGAGAUGUAGUAGAUCCCAGAACUAUGAGGCACUGAGAAAAGAAAGGAGGAUGAAGAAUAGAAGAGCCUCUGUGGAUUCUGCAUCAGAUUUCCAAAGGUGGAAUUUCCCAAAGUCAGAUGGAGAAAUUGCUGAAAUGUCAAGGAAGCUAAGUGGGAGAAGCAGAAACCAGGGCAAUGUGGAUAUUAAUGAAACUGGCAUUAGUCUGAAACCAAAUGAAAUCUCAGAAGAAGUGCUCAAGUGCCUUAUAGGCAUAUUUCUUGACCUAAAACAGACAUCAUUGGACAAAGAGGGAUCAUCUGUGGUCCCAAAGCUAACUCUCUCCUGCAUGAACUCAAAAGGGUUCAUGGCAAAAACCUCAUUCAACUGCAAAUCAUCCACAGUGUUCUUCAACUACAACACAUCCAAUGUUGACCCUUACUGCAUAUUACCGGAUAUAGAUGGCGCUGUCCGGGACGUUGGCCCGUACAAGAACUUCAUCCAAAUCAAAAGAAGCUCAUUAGACAUCAGCCGCUUAUCAGACUGUUUGACUGGAAUUGGAAAAUUGAGGCUUUUAAAGCUUUUAAGGUUGCAUCAAUUGUGUGAUGUGGACUUGACUUUCUUGACCUACAAGCAGAAGCUAGCGUUCUGGAUCAACAUCUACAAUGCCUGCAUCAUGCAUGCCUUUCUGGAACAUGGGCUGCCUUCCACGCAGGAGAAGCUACUGGCGCUUAUGAACAAGGCUGCAUUGAACGUGGGAGGCAUAGUGUUAAAUGCUCUGGCGAUCGAGCAUUUCAUACUCCGCCAUCCAUCUGAAUCGAAACAUGGGCCUGCGUAUGAGAAAGAAAUGCUACUAAGACAUGCCUACGGUCUCGGAUACCCGGAACCUAAUGUGACAUUUGCUCUUUGUCGAGGCAGUUGGUCCUCACCAGCAUUAAGGGUCUAUACCCCAGACGACAUAGUUAACGAGUUGGAGAGAGCAAAAGUGGAGUACUUAGAAGCUUCUGUUGGAGUUACAAGCAAGAAGAAAAUUCUGGUGCCAAAGCUUCUACAAUGGCACAUGCUUGAUUUCGCUGACGGUAUGGAAUCGUUGCUGGAAUGGAUUUACAGCCAAUUGCCACGCUCUGCUUCACUGAAAAGAUUGAUAAUGCAGUGCUUGAAUGGGGAAACGAAGUCUCCGAUAAACAAAAUGGUCGAAGUCCAACCUCAUGAAUCAGAGUUCCGGUACUUGCUGCCAUUGUGAGCCAAAUGACAAG
Molecule: messenger RNA, 2151 nt
Organism: Prunus persica (peach)
Lineage: Eukaryota; Viridiplantae; Streptophyta; Magnoliopsida; Rosales; Rosaceae
Exons: 9
Coding region: 543-2138 (531 amino acids)
Source: RefSeq, a predicted model, not a curated record